This is a messenger RNA of Thlaspi arvense, 1371 nucleotides long. Lineage: Eukaryota; Viridiplantae; Streptophyta; Magnoliopsida; Brassicales; Brassicaceae. The record is from the annotation of a GenBank genome assembly.
AUGGUGGACGCGACGAUGCAACCGCCUUAUGCCUACAUACACGACGGAGGAGAAAGCCUCCUCAAGAUCCGCAUUGAGAGUAUGCAUAAGAAGCUGAAGGAGCCACCACGUUUGCUCAGCUCAGCCGCCGGAAAACCAACUUGCUCAAUCUUCCGAGUACCUCAGAGCAUGAUCGAUUGUAACGGCAGAUGCUAUGAGCCACGAGUGGUCUCGGUGGGACCGUACCACCGAGGCCAAACGCACCUUCGAAUGAUCGAAGAACACAAAUGGCAUUACUUAAACGCUCUUGUCACUCGAACCCACCAAACAAAAUCCUUAACCCUCGAGGAUUACAUGAGGUGUGUGAAGAGCGUCGAGAAAGAGGCGAGAGAGUGUUACUCCGAGUCAAUCCUAAUGGACUCGGAAGAGUUCAAUGAGAUGAUGGUUCUUGACGGUUGUUUCAUUCUUGAGCUGUUUCGUAAAGUCAGCGGACUUGUUCCUUUCGAACUUGACGAUCCAAUCGUGACCAUGGCUUGGGUUCUUCCUUUUUUCAACAGAGACUUCCUCCGUCUUGAGAAUCAAAUACCUUUCUUCGUUCUCGAAUCUUUGUUCGAUCUCACCAGAGGGGAUAACGAAAAAGAGACCAACGCUUCUUUACCGUCUCUGGCUUUUGUGUUUUUCAACGACAUGAUGACCAGAACAAAGGAAGAUCUCGCGAGACUCAAAGACCUAGGAGCCAAACACCUCCUCGACCUUGUCCGGUCAAGCCUGCUACCGAACAGUGAGCUUCACGCGCUCCCGAAAACAAAUCCGGCGAACAAGAAGACGCCGCUCUACAUCAUCCAGAACAUCUCAAAGCUCCGGGUAUCCGGGGUCCAGAUCCGGGAGCUAAAAAACGCAGAGAGCUUCCUCGUUGUGAGAUUCAGACACGGCACGAUCGAGAUGCCGUGCAUCACCGUAGACGAUUUCAUGAGCAGCUUCUUACAGAACUGCGUGGCUUACGAGCAGUGCCACGUGGCGUGCUCGAAGCAUUUCACGACGUACGCGACGCUACUAGACUGUCUGAUAACCACUCACGGAGACGUUGAGUAUCUAUGCGACCAGAACAUCAUAGAGAACUAUUUCGGAACACAAGCAGAGGUUGCUGAAUUCGUGAACAGUCUAGGCAAAGACGUUGUGUUCGACAUAAGAGAGUGUUACCUCAGCGAGUUGUUUAACGAGGUGAAUGAGUAUUACACCAGUAGUUGGCGCGUAGAAUGGGCUGUUUUCAAAUUCUUUUAUUUUAGUUCUCAAGAACCUUGGUAUUUUAUCUCUGCUUUUGCUGCUUUAAUCCUUUUGAUCUUGGCUGCUAUUCAAACUAUUUACACUGUUGUCCAGGCCUAUCAAAGAUAA